This is a messenger RNA of Cryptomeria japonica (Japanese cedar), 3663 nucleotides long. RefSeq names its product DNA topoisomerase 1 alpha. Gene Ontology annotation, molecular function: DNA topoisomerase type I (single strand cut, ATP-independent) activity; DNA binding. The transcript is spliced from 18 exons. Gene Ontology annotation, biological process: chromosome segregation; DNA replication; DNA topological change. Gene Ontology annotation, cellular component: nucleolus; chromosome. The record is from RefSeq and is a predicted model, not a curated record. Lineage: Eukaryota; Viridiplantae; Streptophyta; Pinopsida; Cupressales; Cupressaceae. Bases 374 to 3382 code for a protein of 1002 amino acids.
GGCAGGUGCCCAAGGCUGCCCGAAGCCCCCGGGUGUAAGCAUAAAUUGGCUGCCCCAAUCUGUCCGGGCAAAAUAUCUUUCCAGGUUACAGCUUCUCUUUUACGUAAGCGGCACCCACUUAUUUUUGGAUUUUCGGGAUUUAUCAGCGAUUUCACGACCGUAUGAGGGAGCAGCUGGAGGAAUUCAAACUUGUGCGAGGUAAAAUUUAUUGGAGCACCAGAGCUUCAAUUCGAGCCGCCCUCGAGCAAGAGUUGCGUGGAGGUUGUGUAUCCGAUCCAGUGUCAUAUGUACCAUAGGCUCUCCUCUCUGUGUGGAGAUAAAUAGGCAUUUUUAUUUAGAUACAUGAAUCUCAGAGAAUUACACAGCUGUUUUCAUGAUUCCAGAGAGAUCAGAACUCGCCGCAGAGAUGUUACACACCAGGAAUGAUGAAACAUACAUGCCAAAAAGGCAAAGGAUUGAUGAUGCACUGGAUCAGAAUAGUAGAAAGAAAAUGGAUGGAUUCAGCAAUGAUGAUGAUGAUUCUCCUAUUGUUUUUAAACGUAAUGUGACUUCAAAGCAAAAGCCAACAAAUUGCUCCCAAAAUAACACAUCUUCUGUUACAUCUCAAAGGCAUGGCCCAUUUACUUCGCCAGUUCCAAAAGAUUCUUUUCACGCAGUGUCAUCGCAUUCAGUUCAGAAGGCUGCUGUAAAUUCUAACAAAGCUCCUGUUUCAAGGUCAUCACCUUCACAGCCUUCCAAUUCCAGUUCUGCAAGCUUAACUGCUUCUGCAUCAAAGUCACCCCCAUUCAAGCAUGUUUCAUAUUCUGCAAACAAACAUGCUAAUUCUGAUCAGAGACCAAGACAGAAGGUUCCAAAUGAUACUGAAACCAAGUCACUGAAGGACUCUUUUUUUGGAUCUGAAGACGACUCUGAAGAUGACAAGCCUUUGAGUCGCAGGAUUCCUGUAUCUUCAAGAGGAGAUACUUUAAACAAAAACAUCAGUUCUCAUCCAGCAAGCAAUAAUGUACAAUCAAAAGAGCCUGUAAGAACACAAUAUAUCAAGCCAGAGAAUGAUUCAGAUGAUGAUAAGCCUUUGUCUCACAAGUUUCAGGUGAAGCAGCCAGUAAAAACACUUGGUACUUCACCCAUGGACAGUGAAGAUUCAGAAGAUGAAAAACCGUUAGCAUUAAGAUGCCAGCCAAAUGGAUUGAUUAAGAAAGACAUCAAUGGGAGAACACAGGGAGCAAAGUCCGACAUGUGUUCCAAAAAAAGACCAUUGGAUUACCAGGAAGGUAGCAGCCAAAAAUUGUCAGAUUCCAAAAAGCCUAAAAUACUGGGAGCAUCAACUCAGACCAAAGUGAAAUCAGAGUUAAAUGUUAAGAAAGAGUCACAUAAAUACAGUGACGAUGAAGAUGAUAUUCCUAUUGCUCAGCGUAUGAAAAAGGAGCCAGAAGAGUACAGUGACGAAGAUGAUAUUCCUAUCGCUCAGCGUAUGAAAAAGGUGCCAGAUGAAGACAGUGAUGAAGAUGAUAUUCCUAUUGCUCAGCGCAUGAAAAAUGCUUCAUUGCCGAGGAAUCCUUUGCCAAAUUCACUUCUCCCGACAAAUAAGGUUGUUAAGGAUGAGAAGGUGUUCAAGGUAAAGGAAGAGAAGAAGGUCAAGAUAAAGGAUGGGAAGAAGUUCAAGAUCAAGGCCAAAGAGAAAAAGAAAAUAACAAGCAGUUCAAGAAAUUCUAAAGGUGGAAAAUUGCCUCCUGGGUCUGGUGAAGGUCAGAAGUGGACAACUCUGGAGCACAAUGGAGUAAUUUUCCCUCCGCCUUAUAAGCCACAUGGGGUUAAAAUGCUUUACAAUGGGAAGCCAGUUGAUCUUUCUCCUGAGGAAGAGGAGGUUGCCACUAUGUUUGCUGUCAUGAAAGACACAGAUUAUGCUACAAAGCCAAAAUUCCUAGAGAACUUUUGGAGUGAUUGGAAGCAAAUUCUGGGGAAGAAACAUGUCAUCCAAAAGUUUGAACUUUGUGAUUUUACCCCAAUUUAUGAAUGGCAUCUCGGUGAAAAAGAAAAGAAGAAACUGAUGACCACAGAGGAAAAGAAGCAAUUAAAAGAAGAAAAACUAAAACAAGAGGAAAAAUACAUGUGGGCUGUUGUCGAUGGAGUGAAAGAGAAGGUUGGCAACUUCAGAGUUGAACCCCCUGGGUUGUUCCGUGGCCGGGGAGAGCAUCCAAAGAUGGGUAAAUUGAAGACGCGCAUCAACCCAGAGGAUAUUACUAUUAACAUUGGGAAGAAUGCUUCCAUUCCAGAAUGUCCUAUUCCAGGCCACAGGUGGAAGGAGGUCAGGCAUGACAACACUGUCACAUGGCUGGCUUUUUGGAAUGACCCAAUUAAUCCCAAGGAAUUUAAGUAUGUAUUUUUAGCUGCCAGUAGUUCUCUAAAAGGUCAGAGUGACAGGGAGAAGUAUGAGAAGGCAAGAAUGCUUAAGGAUUACAUAGAUAAUAUUCGAGACACAUACACAAAACAUUUCAAAUCACAAGAUAGAACUAAGAGACAAAUUGCAGUUGCCACUUAUCUUAUUGAUAGGCUUGCUCUGAGGGCUGGCAAUGAGAAGGAUGAUGAUGAGGCUGACACAGUGGGUUGUUGUACACUGAAAGUGGAAAAUGUGAAAUUACUUCCUCCAAAGUCGCUCCAGUUUGACUUUCUAGGUAAAGAUUCUAUCCGAUACUUCAAUACGGUUGAGGUUGAUGAACGGGUCUACAUUGCUAUUGAUCAUUUUAAAAAAGGUAAAAAGGAUGGAGAUGAUUUAUUUGAUAAGCUGGAUACAAGUAAACUGAAUGCUCAUCUCAAGGAAAUAAUGCCCGGCCUCACAGCAAAAGUCUUCAGAACAUAUAAUGCCUCCAUCACAUUGGACAGACUGCUUCAAGACACAACUGGCAGUGUUUCACCAGAAAAGAUUGCUGACUAUCAGCGAGCAAACAAAGAGGUUGCAAUUCUCUGUAACCAUCAGCGCUCUGUGUCAAAGUCACACAGUGCUCAAAUGGAUAAAUUAUCAGGAAAAAUGACAGAACUUGAGGAUCUUUUAAAGGAGCUUGAAAUAGAUUGGAGCAGGGCAAAAAAAGGGAAACCACCACUAAAUGAUGCAGAAGGGAAGCCAAAGAGAAACUUGAGUCCUGAAGUGUUGGAGAAGAAGAUUGAACAGACCAAGGUUAAAAUAGGUAAAAUGGAGCUAAACAUGAGAAUAAAGGAUGAUCUCAAGACUGUGGCAUUGGGAACGUCUAAGAUAAAUUACUUGGACCCAAGAAUCUCAGUUGCCUGGUGCAAGCGCCAUGAGGUUCCCAUUGAGAAGAUAUUCAAUAAAUCUCUUCUGGCCAAAUUUUCAUGGGCAAUGGACGUAGAGCCAGACUACAGAUUUUGAUGUUUCCUUUGAUUUGCAGUCUUGUUAAGUGCCUAAAGGUGCAGUUUGUAUGACAUCUUUAAUGAGAUCAAACAAAAUAUACCCACGUGGUUUAUUCUCUCUUUUUUAAGGAUGGUGUAAAAUGAUUUUCUUGAGUCUUGUAGCUUUUAUCUACAUGGCUUGAGCCCAUGUGAACUGUUGGGACUCAACAGCCCCAUCCUUUCCUAAAGCUAUGUAAUUCUUUCCCUCCAAGAGGGAAGUACAUGAUCUAUAUAUUUACUGCUUCAGAUGCCACUGUUCUA